Molecule: messenger RNA, 381 nt
Organism: Lontra canadensis (Northern American river otter)
Lineage: Eukaryota; Metazoa; Chordata; Mammalia; Carnivora; Mustelidae
Product: solute carrier family 41 member 2-like
Exons: 4
Coding region: 34-381 (115 amino acids)
Biological process (GO): monoatomic cation transport
Cellular component (GO): plasma membrane
Molecular function (GO): monoatomic cation transmembrane transporter activity
Source: RefSeq, a predicted model, not a curated record
GUCUACACAUUGGCCCUGAAGACCCAUGUGGGCAUGUCCGUCCAGACCUUCUGCUGCUUUGCUGGCUGGUGCGACAAGAUUCAGGGUCUGUGGCAUCGUCAUCCCCUGGAACUACCCCCUGAUGCUGCUCUCCUGGAAGACGGCUGCCUGCCUGGCCCCGGAAACACAGUGGUGAUUGAGCCUGGCCAGGUGACAAUUCUACUGUACCUGGCAGAAGUAAUGGUUCAGCUGACAUGGCACCAGAUCCUGGAUCCAGACAACCACUGUAUCCCCUAUCUCACACAGUUGGGGGACCUCCUAGGGAGGUCUUCUGACCUCCUGACACUCUGCUUUCUUAUCAGCUGGUUAAUGAGCACCUGGAUUGGGGAGGAGCAGGAAUGA